AUGGAGUUUGCUGCCAAGAUGGAACUUAGCAAGAGCCAGCAACAGCUGAUGCCAUCAGUGUGUUUUAUUUCUACAACGACACAAAGCAUCCCGCUCAGUCCAACCGGCAGCACCAAGUCCGCAUGUAAGCAGUCCAAGAGGCAGCGCUCCUCCUCUCCAGAGCUGCUGCGCUGCAAGAGGAGACUCAAUUUCGCGGGUUUUGGUUACACGCUUCCACCUCAGCAGCCGCACGCAGUUGCGCGCAGGAACGAACGAGAGCGCAACCGAGUCAAACUGGUCAACAACGGGUUUGCAACACUGCGUGAGCAUGUGCCCAACGGUGCAGCCAAUAAGAAGAUGAGUAAAGUUGAGACGCUCCGGUCUGCGGUGGAGUACAUCCGUGCGCUCCAGCAGCUUCUGGAUGAACACGACGCAGUGAGUGCCGUUUUUCAAGCUGGCGUGAUGUCUCCCACAAUGUCACAAGGAUACGCCAAUGAUAUGAACUCUAUGACCGGGUCGCCUGUGUCUUCCUACUCGUCAGAUGAAGGCUCUUAUGACCCACUAAGUCCAGAGGAGCAGGAACUUCUGGACUUUACCAACUGGUUCUGA
Messenger RNA from Knipowitschia caucasica, 588 nucleotides. The record is from the annotation of a GenBank genome assembly. NCBI's taxonomy places the organism in Eukaryota, Metazoa, Chordata, Actinopteri, Gobiiformes, Gobiidae.